Oncorhynchus keta (chum salmon) is the source of this 1493-nucleotide messenger RNA. RefSeq names its product vascular endothelial growth factor D-like. The record is from RefSeq and is a predicted model, not a curated record. Gene Ontology annotation, molecular function: growth factor activity; chemoattractant activity; vascular endothelial growth factor receptor 3 binding. The transcript is spliced from 7 exons. Gene Ontology annotation, cellular component: membrane. Lineage: Eukaryota; Metazoa; Chordata; Actinopteri; Salmoniformes; Salmonidae. The coding region runs from base 341 to 1300 and encodes 319 amino acids. Gene Ontology annotation, biological process: sprouting angiogenesis; vascular endothelial growth factor signaling pathway; induction of positive chemotaxis.
UGUCUGUGACCAGGGAGAGAGAGAGAGUCUGUGACCCGGGGGGAGAGAGGGAGAGGUGUCCGUAACCACAGGGACUGUGACAGGAGCUUGUGUGUGGUCUAAGGAGUCAGCGCCGGUCUGAGAGGGGCUGGUCUGUAGAGAGGAGACUCCUUCCUCUGGCUCUGCUCUCUAUUAUAGAGGAUUACCCAAUACAGAAACAUCUCUCUGUUACAGGGGAUUACCCUGAGAGAAACGGCUCUCUGUUAUACAACUUCUGUCCAGAGACUGAAAAUUGACCGUACAGAGACAGAAGGAGAACUUUGAACACAAAAGAGACUGAGAUACAGCAUUGAACCAGAGGAUGCAGAAGAUGCUUGCUGCCGGUGUUGGAAUGAUGCUGGUGUUGGUGAGGUUGAACUUAGGAAUGCCAAACAAGGUUCAAGAUGAUCCCAGCUCCCUGCAGGUGAUCAACCAGGAGAAGUGGGAGAGGGAUGUGCGUUCGGCCUCCAGUCUGGACGAGCUGCUCAUGCUGACAGAUUUCCCUGACUGGAAGCUGUGGAAGUGUCGUCUAAAACUCAAACACCUGGAGACGUCUCCCUCAUCCUCUUCCUCUCAGCAGCACAACCACCGUUCCUCCUCCUCCUCCUCCUCCUCCUCCUCCUCACGCCUCCUCAUCUCCGCUGGGUCACACCGCUCCACGCGCUACGCUGUAGCAUCCUACAGCCUGGAGAUACUCAAAGCCAUAGAUGAUGAGUGGCAGAAGACCCAGUGCACGCCCAGAGAGACGUGUGUAGACGUGGCAAAGGAACUGGGCACCACGACCUCCAUGUUCUUCAAGCCCCCCUGCGUGUCCGUCUUCAGGUGUAACGGAUGCUGCAACAAAGAGGGUGUAUCGUGCAGAAACACAAGUACUGCCUAUGUUAAUAAAACACUGCUGAGCGUGAUACCGUUCAAAUACGGACCUGAGCCGGUGUUGAUAAAGGUAGCCAAUCACACAGAGUGUAAGUGUAUGGAACCACCCCUGAUCCGACGGCAAGCCCAUAUACGCUCUCACAGGAGGAACGGGUGCUCUCCGAUGCGUCAGCUCUCUAAAUCAGAGGACUCCAGGCGUCUGUGUGCCAGUGGGUUGAUCUGGGACUGCAUGGCCGACCGUUGUGUGUCCUACUCCUCCACUAAACAACCAGACUUCUCUCCCAAUAUGAGAACGGUGGACUGUGACAUAGAUGUUGACAGGUGUGACUGUGUCCCAGACCACACUACACUGUCCCCACAGCCCACCCUAACCCAGGACCCAGACCAUCCUACGCUGCAGGUCACCUGAACCAUACUGCCUGUGCUAACAACAAACAGCACUUCAUCCAUGCCUCUUGCAGAUGCCAGUGAUACUCAGAAGAAUAUAACCUUUGACAUCUGCUUGGCUUUGAAAUUUGGAAGCAGUGAAAAAGUUCAUAAUUUAAUUUAUAUCGCUAUUUAUAUAUCUAACUUCAAAUAAAAUAGUUUAUCUUUCUAACCUA